Molecule: messenger RNA, 522 nt
Organism: Penicillium maclennaniae
Lineage: Eukaryota; Fungi; Ascomycota; Eurotiomycetes; Eurotiales; Aspergillaceae
Product: SND2/TMEM208 family protein
Exons: 2
Coding region: 1-522 (173 amino acids)
Biological process (GO): vacuolar protein processing
Cellular component (GO): intracellular membrane-bounded organelle
Source: RefSeq, a predicted model, not a curated record
AUGGCCCAGAAAGCAGCCAAGUCUUUGGCCAGCCGCAAUGCGGCGGUCCUUCACCGUACUCACCUCACCUCGGCCGCAAUUCAUAUCAUCUUCCUCGUCCUUCACUUCAUGUUCCAGCGCCCUGGCUCUCUAAAACGUUACAUCUUCCUUGGAGUCCCGGCUCUCGUCAUUGAGUUUUACCUGGACAAAGUUGGCCGUCCGUGCUAUACCCAGGAUGGUUUCCUUCGCUCGGCCGGGGAAGAUCUUAAUGCCACUGGCUUGACCGAGUACAUGUGGGAUGUGCUGUACUGGACACAGGGCUGCAUCGUCGCUGUCUGCAUCUUCAAUGACCGUGCUUGGUGGCUCUGGGCCGUGGUUCCCUUGUACUCAAUCUACUUGGCUUAUACUACAAUCAUGGGGGUGAAGAAGGGAUUUGCUGGCCUAGGCGGUAACGGUGAAGGCGAGGGCGAAGAAGGUCCCAAGAGCAAGACGCAACAGAAGAAGGAGAAGCGGGGCGAUCGACCCAAGUACCGAAGUCGUUGA